UGAACAAUAUCAUUUUGAAAAAAUGUACUCAAAAUAUUUAUUUGUUGCACUUUUACUUAGCGUUGCAUACACCGCUGACGCGGCUUACGCACCUUUCAUAGAGAAAUGUAAAUGGGACGAUUCAAAAUGCAUUAAGGCAACGGCACAAAAUGCUAUCCCGAUCCUUGCUGCCGGUAUUCCAGAGCUGGGAGUGGAAACACUGGACCCCUUCAGCAUGAAAACUUUGGACGCUAGCUCCCCCACCCUUAAGCUGCUUCUUUGGAACAUUACUGGCACUGGACUUAAGGACUGCAUCGCCAAAAAAGUGCAGCGUGAUAUUGGAAAAUCGAAAAUCACUGUAAAACUGCAGUGCAGCGUCGACUUUGUUGGAAAAUAUGAGAUGAAAGGACGUAUGCUCAUGCUGCCUAUUGAAGGAAAGGGAGACGCUCACGUUGUACUCAGAAAAGUAGUGAUCACCACGGACGUUGAUAUCGGUGACAACCUUGGCCGUGAUGGAGAGAAACACUGGAGCAUCAAGAACUGGAAACACACUUACGAUGUCAAAGAAAAGUCUACCAUCGAAUUGGAAAAUCUCUUCAACGGAAACCAAGUUCUGGGUAACGCCGCCCGUGCGAUGAUUGAGUCCAGCAGCAAUGAAAUCGUGAAGGAAAUCGGGCCACCAAUAGUCAAGGCCAUCAUUAGCAGAAUCGUUGACAAUAUACAGGCCUUCUUCGAGAACGUUCCCUCCAGCGAAUUCACCGAUUAAUGUUUCUAUAAACUUUAUUUCUCAAAUUAUAAAAAAAAAAUUGUAAAAAGGGUUCGUUUUACAAACGAUAAAAUUAUAAACCUGUUUCUAAAUUCGAUUGGAAAGGAACAUAAUGUGAUUUAUCAAUGUCAUAAUA
Spodoptera litura is the source of this 881-nucleotide messenger RNA. RefSeq names its product circadian clock-controlled protein daywake-like. Gene Ontology annotation, biological process: multicellular organismal reproductive process. Lineage: Eukaryota; Metazoa; Arthropoda; Insecta; Lepidoptera; Noctuidae. The record is from RefSeq and is a predicted model, not a curated record.